GUAAUCAAUCAAUGUUCCGUACGAUAGUUCGUGGUGCCAGAGGUUCCCCUGAGCCCCCGUGUUAUCGGCUCCUACACCAGCAUCUUUACCUGACGUGGGGCGGGCGGCGCUUAUCAUACGAAGCGUGUGUGGGGACAGAUGUGGAUGGCAGUAAUGUGAAUGGUGCUCUGGCCUGAUCUGCUACUGACUUUCCACUUUACCUUCUGGGAAGCACUGCACUUCCUUCAGGCUCCUUAUUAAGUGCUAUCCCCUGUUGGGUCAGGAUGGAGAUACCUGUAACCAAACCUGCCAAAAGAGUUGUUGGUUAUUGGUUCAAUGAGAAGAAAUGUCAGAAGUUCAGAUUGGCAGAGUUGCAGGCUGAAUGCAAACGGCGGGGCAUUGAACUUGUAAAGCUUGAUUUAAGCCGCCCCAUCGAAGAUCAAGGUCCCUUUGACCUCAUGCUGCACAAGCUGACUGCUCUCUAUGCCCAAGCUCUCAACAAUGACCCGAAGGCUCUCCUUGCAAUCAAGAGGGUUGAAAAGUACAUUAGUGAACAUCCUAAAACCUUCAUAAUGGAUCCCAUUCCUGGUGUGUGUCAGCUUCUCCAAAGGGACCAGACUUACCAUCUUCUGCAGCAGUGCACCAAGGAGGAUGAUAAAGUUUUCACUCCUACUUACGCCAAGCUGACAACCACAGAUAUUCAGUUAAACAAAAAAUUGCUUGCUGAAGCCAGUGUAACUUUCCCUAUGGUUUGUAAGCCGGUUACUGGAGGUGGGACUAAGGAAGCCCAUGAGAUGGAUGUGGUAUUUAAUGAGGCUGGCAUUGCUGAGUGCACUUUGCCUUGCAUUGCCCAGUCUUUUAUCAACCAUGGAGCAGUUCUGUACAAAUUGUUUGUAUUGGGACCUGUUUGGUUUGUGGUGGUUCGUCCAUCAUUGAAAAACUUCUAUGCAGGAGUUGAUGGUUGCUAUGGUAUUAACAAGCUUGCAGAGCAAGAGACCGUUCACUUCAACUCGCAUCAUGUGUCGAAAGAAAAUUCACAGUCCCCCCUGAACCAGUUGGACCCAGGUGAUGAGAAGGAAGAUCUGCCAAAAGCAGACCCAGCUGUGUUUAACAGGAUUGUGACCGUUCUUCGUGAUGCACUGAAAAUGGAUCUUCUAGGUAUAGAUGUUGUUAUUGAGAGCAGUACUGGCAGAUAUGGCAUUAUUGAUGUUAAUGCAUUCCCAAGUUAUGAUUCAGUGCCUAACUUAAUGAAGCACUUGGUGGACCUCUUAAUCAUGAGAAUGGAGCCAGUUUCAAGGAUACCUGAAAAUAGCCAAACAUCAGGUCUUCUUGCAUCACCAGAAUUACCUCAGGAAGAUUCUGGUGUCGAUACAGGAUAGUGAAGUGUGCGAAAGUUUUGUCUCUAGUCAGAAAUUUCCUCGGUAGUGAGUUCUCAACAUUCCUCUCCUUGUGUGGGAUUAAGCAGUCGACUAAAAAGCGAUUAUGAUUAUUUUCGUUAUGUCUACUUCUUGUGUAGGAAUUGUUGCUCAAUGUAUUUCUAAGAUAAUCAAAGUAGAUUUUGUGAAGAAGUUAUUUUCUUAGAAUCUUUUAGUCUAAGUCAUAGAAAGUAAAGGAUUAAUGGCAAAGUAAUUAACUGCAAAAAGUGAUCAAACUAAAGAUUUCACUUUUUAUUGCACGUGAGUGUUUAUCAGUCACACUAGAAAAGCUUAAAAUAAUUUCCCUAAAUCUGCUUACGUAUUCAUUCAUGUUUUGAAUUUCAAAAUGAACUUGCCAAGAAUCAAAUAUAUGGGUGCAUAGAAAUUAUACUCUCAUUGCAGUGUUUAAAACGUUUGGAAAGUUUUUGUUAUAUUUCUCUGAUAACAAUUAAUGUGGUUUGGAUAUUGACAUGAACACCAAAAACAAAUAUAUAUGAAUAGAUGUUGAUGUUGAUAUGUGUAUGCCUCAUUAGAUCAGUCUUGUCUGUGUGUAUUUUUUAUUAUUAUUAUCAUUAUUAUUAUUAUUAUAUUAUUAUUAUUAUUAUUAUUAUGAUUCUAGUAUGUAUGAAUUAUACUUAUCAAAGAAAUGCUUAAUGUAAAAGUAAUGUAACAGAUUGCACUUGAAAGCCUCAGACUUUUUGUAUGUUUCUUUCCCCAAGUUCAUCUUCAAACAUUCUUGGGUCACUGAUCAAUAUAUAUACUUAAAAUGAGCAUUAGACAUAUUUCCUUCAUUAACUGCAGGCUGAAUUCAGUGACUGAGGCCAGUUUUCCAGACAGUUUGAAGUUUUAAUGUAGUAUUUUCUAUUUAUAUUGCAUUUGGAGUGGAUUUUUUCAUUUUUCCUUCUCCCUUUAUCUUUCCUUCUUUCUUUCAUUUUUUCUUUUCUGCAUUCGCAACUGCUGUAAUGAUAAGUUGCAUUCAUUAUUAUACAUUUAUGAAGAAUGUUUUCUUGUAUCCUUUCCUUGGAUCAUAUGUUGUACUAAAAUGUAAUGAUUACUGCAUUUAUAAAAUUAGAAAUUCUAAUCAGCACAGGCUUUCCAAAGAGGCAUUGAUACACUGAAUGUUCAUAAUCAUUCCUAUCUGGUGCAUGCAUUACUCUUUUUGUUAAAGUGGAAAUGUCAGUAACUUCAGGUAGGAUGAAAGGAUGAUAUUACAUACAGCUGCUAGAUGUAGUGUGAUGGUAUGGUACUUUAAAAGUAUUAAUAGUUCAUUGUAAAAUUUGAUAUUGUUAAGCUUUCAACCAAAGGGGUAUACUGGCUUAUCAUUUCAUAAGGAAAAUAAUUGAUUAAAUUGUUUAUAGGAGCUAAUUAAAAUGAAAGGACCUUGAGUAUUAUUUGAGUAAGGGGAAUAUACAGUAGUAGAUAUAUAAAUGAAAACAUAUAGGUAUACACAUGCACACUCACAACCUUAUACUCCACCCCACACCACACACACACAUGCGCAUAUUUAUCACAAUCAAUUUAACACACAAAAAAUUGAACUCCUGGUUAGGGUCACCAGAGGGUUCCUAAAUGCUUGUAUUGGUUGAUGUUUAUUUUAAUUGGAUAUGUAUGAUAUUAAUGUGGAAAUGAUCAAGUGUUGACAAUAGUCUUUAUUAUUGGUGAUACUGUGGCAGAUUAAUCAAAGUGGCCCAUAAAGACUGACUGUCAUACAAAGGCAGAGAGAGACAGAGCUUAAAGCAAAUAAAGUCAGGAACAAUGCACUGGAGAUAAAAAAGUGUAAUGAAAUGUUUUGGUGUAUACAGAACAUUUUCUGGCUGCCAUGCCUUUCUUCUAAUGUGUUCUUUUAUAUAACAGUAUUGUAUUAAGUAUUUUGAAUUCAGAUUUUUCAAAGGUAAAAAGAUGGAAUAAGUAAAGUAAGUAUAUUUUCAUUUUUAAGAAUGGGCAUGAGAGAACUUGAUAACAGGUGUUUUUCAAUUUACCUUGAAAUUUUGACCAUGACAUUCUAAGAUUUAAGGAACAACUAGUAGACCUGUUUGAUCCCUUCUCAGUGGUAGGGAGAUGGAUUCAUGGUUUGAGGCCAAGAUAUAUGUAUGUAUGUAUAUAUGUAU
Molecule: messenger RNA, 3502 nt
Organism: Penaeus chinensis
Lineage: Eukaryota; Metazoa; Arthropoda; Malacostraca; Decapoda; Penaeidae
Product: inositol-tetrakisphosphate 1-kinase-like
Exons: 13
Coding region: 264-1358 (364 amino acids)
Biological process (GO): inositol trisphosphate metabolic process
Cellular component (GO): cytoplasm
Molecular function (GO): inositol-3,4,5,6-tetrakisphosphate 1-kinase activity; inositol-1,3,4-trisphosphate 5-kinase activity; magnesium ion binding
Source: RefSeq, a predicted model, not a curated record